Messenger RNA from Candoia aspera, 2784 nucleotides. It is a transcript of the gene FANCG, whose product is annotated as FA complementation group G. The record is from RefSeq and is a predicted model, not a curated record. Gene Ontology annotation, cellular component: Fanconi anaemia nuclear complex. The coding region runs from base 93 to 2018 and encodes 641 amino acids. The transcript has 14 exons. NCBI's taxonomy places the organism in Eukaryota, Metazoa, Chordata, Lepidosauria, Squamata, Candoiidae. Gene Ontology annotation, molecular function: protein binding. Gene Ontology annotation, biological process: interstrand cross-link repair.
CGCUCGAGUUUGUCGCUGGUCGGGGUUGUCUCGGCAACGAAGGGGCCCGGCCAAUCGGGCGGCGCGGCGGGAGCGUGCGCCCUGCACGCGUGAUGGCGGGCCGCGGUGGCGGGUGCUGGGCGCUGUGGCGGGCGGAGAACGACCAGCUGGCGCGGCGCUGGCGGAAGGGGACGUGCCCUCCCGGCCCGGGCUCCCCCUCGGCUUUCGCGGAUCUGCUGCGGAAGAUUCAAGGGCUUCCCGCCGCCUUCCCGAGCCUGCCCUUGGAGCUCGCCGUCCUCUGCAACGCGCUGCACUUCGAGAUGCGCCCGGCCGGCGGCUGCGACCAGCGGGCCUCGGCCUUGAUCGAGCGGGGGCUGUGGCGGGUGCUGGAGGCUCGCGCCGCGCCUGACGAGGGACUCGACUGCGGGCAUCUCUGGCGGAGGGUCCUCCAGCUGGACGCGCCCGAAGAGCUCCGAGCCCCGUUGCAGCUGCUGGCUGCUCUGCAGGGGGCCUUCUGGCUGGCCGCCGACCGGCUGGAGAGAGCCACGGAGCUCUGGCGGCUCCUCACCGGCGCCCAGAUCCCUGGGUCUCCUUGUGUUGGUUGCGACAGUGAGCUCCUUUCACUGCUGCAGAUGUGGCAUCCGUGUGAAAUGGGAGUGUCUGACCCCUUGGUGGUGCAACCUAUUAGAGAUUUGAAAGAGAUUCUGUGGACUUCAGCUGCCUUCUUGCAAGGUGUUCAGGAGCUGGAAGCUGACAACGUCCAUGGUGCCCUUACCUUCCUCCAAGCAGCUGUGUCUGGGCUAUGUUCUAAGCGGGUCCUUGCCCAGAUCUUCACCUUAAUGGGAAGCUGCAACCAGAAAAUAGGCAAACCGCAAAUGGCACUGCAGCACCUGAAGCAAGCGCUGGAGACGGACUUCACCUUCCUCCCAGCCCUGUACCGAGCUGCUCUGCUGUACCGUCAGCUGGGGCUCGCGGAGGCUGAGCUGGAAGCCCUGCUGCUGCUCUGUCAGGCUCUAGAUGGUCCUCCACAGGUAAGCCCGGAGUCCCACGACCCCCAUCUCCUCAUCCGAACAGAGCUCCUUACCUGCGGAUGCCGUCCGACUGCUUUCCUUGUCCCGAGCUGCCCAUCAGGAGUGAAGUACUUGCUGGCCCAGAGAUCUCUGCAGGCAGGGAGGGCAACGGAGGCAGCGGAACAUUACCUGGACCUUCUGGCUCUCUUUCAGGAAGGGCCUCUUCCCCAGGUGUCUCUGUGUAGCGAGCUGGCCGUGCCCAGGACUCCAGAGGUGUUUCUGGAGGCAGCCUCUGCUCUGGAGGAGGCAGCCAGGCACCCAGAAGCCAUUGUGGUGUGUGAGGAGGUGGUCUCCCGAACAAGCGAACUCAUCCCGGCGAGGCUGUGCAUUGUGCUGGGCUUGAGUUCUGAAGAGAAGGCCAUAAGGGUGGGAAGACACUCCUUGGAAAAUUCUCCUGGUAUCGUCCUGAGACAGCAGAGAGAGAGCCUGCGCUGUGUCCUCUGGCGGGCAGCUGCCCAUUUGAUACAGGGCUGGGCAAGAGCCAGGCUGGGCGAAACCAAGGAAGCCAUAAGCAGCUUCAGCAGGUGUCUUAAUGAUCUCCUGAGAGUCCAUUUGGUCAGCACAGGCAGCUGCAGAACCGAACAGGAGAGAGAGCAAACAGCCAUACCCGAAGCAGAGCUGCUCCCCCAGAUCAGGCUCCUGGCCUUGACUGGAAGAGGGAUCCAGUUUCUGGAGCUGGGGAGGUUCAGAGAAGCCUUGAUGGACUUUCAGUACAGCUUGCACAUCUCUCCAGACAGCUGCACUGCAACCUUGUACUUACUGCAUACCCUCUGGAAACUUGACCGGAAGCAGGAGGUAGUUGCACACUGGCCAAAGCUCUGCUCAGACCCUGGCCUGGUGGAGGAAAACACAGGAAGAUCUUUCCCGUUAUACCUGCGAUCAUGCUUGAAACAGAUGGAGUUUCCUCGCAAGGAAUCCUUUGCCAAGGAUAUAAAAAACUAUCUCAGGGAAAAUGGCCAGGCACUUUAAUGGUGCGGUGGCUUCUCUUCUCUUCCCUUACUUUUAGCUGUUUAUCUCCCUUUCUUAAUGGCUUCUCCAGAGUUCAUUUUUGCUUGUGGGAAGAAGCAGCUUUCUGUUUUAAGCUCCUGGGGGCAGGGGAGUACGAGAUGUGACUCUUUUUUAAUGGCAGAGAAGUGUGUGCGUGGCAGACGCCCUACGUAUUUUGCUCCCACAUAAAUAUCUGCAAGAGAGCUCUGUCUCAUGAAACUGGCUGGUAUGAGUCAGGAGGGCUCUGCACUGAUCUGGGAGUGGAUAAGAGAGAGAAAAAGUCCCCUGAAGUUCUCAACAUGCAGCAGUUAAGAGGAACAUUCUUAGUUUCCAGAGCCUCUGCAUUGGUUGCCAGAGUAUGGACAAGGAGCGGGGGGGACUACAACUAGGUAUUGUGGAAACCUGCCGGGAUGAGAGUCAUGACGGACAUGUGGAGCUCAACCAAAAUGACUUGUUUCGAAGAAGCAGGCCCAACACAUGGCAGGGCAGAGUUUGGGAUGUAAUGAAGCAAUAUUCCUGAAUAUGGAAAUCCUACUGAGACCAUUUGGGUAAGAUUAAAAGGAGUUAGAAACAAAACUAGACCAUUGUGGGAGCUGAGUGUAUUCUCCUUCACCCAGGCAGAGGAUGCAGAUAAUUCCUUUCUAAAUCAGCUCUCAAGAUGGCAGGCUAUAAUGGUAAUGGGAGGCUUCAAUUACCCCAAUAUUUGCUGGAAAACUAAGAGUAGGGUUCCAGCAGAUUUCUCAUCUCU